GGGGGCCCCGGCCGCCGGCACUGCCGGCCCCGCCGCCGCCGCACGCGCCCCGCGCCCGCCGCACGCGCCCGCUGCAGCCGCUGCCGCGCCAUGCCCGCCGACACGGGCAUGGAGAAACCCACCGCCUCGCCCAUCGCGGGGGCGCCGGCCAGCGCCAGCCACACGCCAGACAAGCCGCGGAGUGCCAGCGAGCACCGGAAGGUAAAUGGCGGGUGCCGGUUGGGGCGCAGCAGCGGCGGUGCUGGAUGGCGGCGAGCCCGCGGCCGUGCUGAGUCCUCUAAGCCCAUCAUGGAGAAGCGGCGCCGGGCGCGGAUCAACGAGAGCCUGGGGCAGCUGAAGACGCUGAUACUGGACGCGCUGAAGAAGGAUAGCUCCCGGCACUCCAAGCUGGAGAAGGCGGACAUCCUGGAGAUGACUGUCAAGCACCUGCGGAACCUGCAGCGGGCUCAGAUGACCGCCGCGCUCAGCGCCGACCCCACCGUCCUCGGCAAGUACCGGGCUGGAUUCAACGAGUGCAUGAACGAGGUGACGCGGUUCCUGUCCACCUGCGAAGGGGUCAACACCGACGUGCGGACCCGCCUGCUCAGCCACCUCUCGGCUUGCCUGGGCCAGAUCGUGGCCAUGAACUACCCGCCGCCGCCGCCGUCCGGGCAGCCCGCCCACCUGGCCCAGCAGCCGCUGCACGUCCAGCUGCCCCCCGCCGCGGCCGGGGCCGUCCCGGUGCCCUGCAAGCUGAACCCUGCCGAAGCCCUUUCCCCCAAGGUCUACGGGGGUUUCCAGCUCGUCCCUGCUACCGAUGGCCAGUUCGCUUUCCUCAUCCCCAACCCGGCCUUUCCUCCCAGUUCCGGACCAGUUAUACCCCUGUACGCCAACGCCAACGUGCCGGUGUCCGCAGGCAGCGGCGCAGGGAACGCGGCCGCCACCCCGGCAGCAUCCCCGGUGCAGGGGCUGACAUCAUUUGGGGGCAGCAUUGUUCCAGCAUCCCAAGCGGGGAGUCCCAUCGCAGAGCGCAGUGAAUCGGUGUGGAGGCCUUGGUGACUUGCCUAUGAAGAUUUUUAUUUUUUUCCCCUCAUCCCGCCACCCCCCCCACCCCCACCCCCCUAAAAAAAACCACAAAAAAACCCCCACCAACCACCAACUGUUCCGUUGGCUCCGUUGUAUGGAGCCAUGUUACGUUUGGGUUUUUUUAAGCAGAUUUAAACAGAAAGGAAAAAAGGACCUUGCUAUGAACGUGCUAUUUAUUAUUUUCAGAAGUUGGGAUCUCGACUUGUAUUUUUACUCCUUUAAAAUGCCUUUAUUUGAGAUACUUUUUUAAAAAAAAUAAAUGAGAAAUAGUUUUGUAACAAAUAUUCAAAAGUAUAAUGCCAAAGUUGUUUGUAUCCUGUUUGUCUGUGUGUGUGUGUGCCUGUGUUGAAGACUUCCAAAAAGAAAAGGAAAAAAUUGCAGGUGUUUAAAUAAAUAAACUCUUCGAAAUAGA
Messenger RNA from Falco peregrinus (peregrine falcon), 1477 nucleotides. It is a transcript of the gene HES4, whose product is annotated as hes family bHLH transcription factor 4. Bases 91 to 1038 code for a protein of 315 amino acids. NCBI's taxonomy places the organism in Eukaryota, Metazoa, Chordata, Aves, Falconiformes, Falconidae. Gene Ontology annotation, cellular component: nucleus. Gene Ontology annotation, biological process: regulation of transcription by RNA polymerase II; anterior/posterior pattern specification; regulation of neurogenesis. Gene Ontology annotation, molecular function: protein dimerization activity; RNA polymerase II cis-regulatory region sequence-specific DNA binding; DNA-binding transcription factor activity, RNA polymerase II-specific. The record is from RefSeq and is a predicted model, not a curated record. The transcript is spliced from 4 exons.